UCCCUGGCCACAGAAGACUCUGUGACAUCAAAGAGGAGUUCUAUAGGAUUGCAGAUGGUCUGCAAUGCUGACUGUGUGAUCAGCAAUGUUGUGGCAAAAUGGCCUGGCUCAGUCCAUGACUCCAGAAUCUUUCGGGCCUCUGAAAUCUAUCAGUGCCUAUCACAAGGUGAAUUCUCUGGUGUGUUGCUGGGAGACAGGGGGUAUGGCUGCCAGCCUUUUCUCCUGACACCUUUCACAGACCCCAGGAAGCACAGCAGGCCUACAACCAUGCCCAUGCCAGGACCAGGGCCAGAGUUGAAAUGACCUUUGGCCUCCUGAAGGCACGCUUUCACUGCCUUCACAAAUUAAGGGUCAGCCCUGUUAGGGCAUGUGAUAUUACUGUGGCUUGUGCUGUCCUCCACAAUGUGGCCUGCCUGAGGAAGGAGAGGGCCCCAGAGUGCCACCAGCCAUGGACUGGGACAAUCCGGCAAUCUUCCCUGAUGACGACAGUGGUCGGCUGCUGAGGGACCAGUAUGUGUUGAA
Molecule: messenger RNA, 522 nt
Organism: Oncorhynchus keta (chum salmon)
Lineage: Eukaryota; Metazoa; Chordata; Actinopteri; Salmoniformes; Salmonidae
Exons: 3
Coding region: 55-303 (82 amino acids)
Source: RefSeq, a predicted model, not a curated record